Salvelinus namaycush (lake trout) is the source of this 2126-nucleotide messenger RNA. RefSeq names its product RNA polymerase-associated protein RTF1 homolog. The record is from RefSeq and is a predicted model, not a curated record. NCBI's taxonomy places the organism in Eukaryota, Metazoa, Chordata, Actinopteri, Salmoniformes, Salmonidae. Gene Ontology annotation, cellular component: Cdc73/Paf1 complex. The annotation marks the transcript as partial. The transcript is spliced from 8 exons. Gene Ontology annotation, molecular function: RNA polymerase II C-terminal domain phosphoserine binding; DNA binding.
UUGUAUAUCGCCCGUUAUGGAGGACUGCGGAGUUUAGCUAGCUCAUGUUCAACAGCACCACCGACGACCAUAUAGCUUAAUCAUGGUGAAUGUAAAGAAGCGGAAAGGUCGAGUCGUUAUCGACUCUGACUCUGAAGACAGUGCUAGUGAUGAUAAUUUAGAUCAGGAGCUUCUGUCUCUGGCCACCAAGAGGAAGAGGGUGGACUCGGAUGACCAGCAGGAUAACCAGCCAGUCAGCAAGCCUGCAGCCUCAUCAGACUCGGAGACAUCAGACAGUGACGAUGAGUGGACCGCCGGGGGUCCUAAAGUCAAGAAGAAAGUUAAGCCAGGGAAACCGACAACAACAGAGAAGAAGAAAGAGGCGGCGAAGAAGAAGAGGGUUCAUAAAGCUGCAGCGUCCGGUGGUUCUGGUAGAGACAGUUCAGCUGACAGUUCUGCCCCCGAGGAGGGUGAGGUGUCUGACUCCGAGAGCAACACCUCUGCUUCCAGCUCAGACUCCUCGUCGGAGGACGAUGUGUUCAGGGACGGCUACGGAGAGGACCUGAUGGGAGACGAGGAGGACAGGGCUCGGCUGGAGCAGAUGACUGAAAAGGAGAGGGAGCAGGAGCUCUUCAACAGGAUAGAGAAGAGGGAGGUGCUCAAGAGGAGAUUUGAAAUAAAAAAGAAACUGAAGACGGCGAAGAAGAAGGAGAAAGAGGAGAAGAAGAAGAAAGACGAGGAAGAACAGAAGAAGAGAUCAUCCGGUCAUCAUGAAGACCGGACUCAUCAGGACCUGCAGGUGGUGAUGUCCCACAACAAGGAGAGGAGAACUAAACGGGAUGAGAAGCUGGAUAAAAAGUCUCAGGCCAUGGAGGAACUGAAAGCGGAGAGAGAGAAGAAGAAAACCAGGACAGCGGAGCUCCUGGCGAAACGGCAGCCCCUGAAGACCAGCGAGGUGUACUCCGACGAUGAGGAGGAGGAAGAGGAGGAGGAUGACGACAAAUCCUCAGUAAAGAGCGAUCGCAGUUCACGCUCUUCAUCUUAUUCCGAAGACGAAGAGAAAGGGGAGACCCCACCAAAAUCUCAGCCCGUGUCACUGCCAGACGAGCUGAACCGGAUCCGUCUGUCCCGACACAAACUGGAGCGCUGGUGUCACAUGCCGUUCUUCCAGAAGACUGUCAGCGGUUGCUUCGUACGGAUAGGCAUCGGGAACAGUAGUAGCAAACCAGUUUACAGGGUAACGAGAUGUAUUUAUUCAGGCUGCUUCGUACGGAUAGGCAUCGGGAACAGUAGUAGCAAACCAGUUUACAGGGUAACGAGAUGUAUUUAUUCAGGCUGCUUCGUACGGAUAGGCAUCGGGAACAGUAGUAGCAAACCAGUUUACAGGGUAACGAGAUGCAUUUAUUCAGGCUGCUUCGUACGGAUAGGCAUCGGGAACAGUAGUAGCAAACCAGUUUACAGGGUAACGAGAUGCAUUUAUUCAGGCUGCUUCGUACGGAUAGGCAUCGGGAACAGUAGUAGCAAACCAGUUUACAGGGUAACGAGAUGUAUUUAUUCAGGCUGCUUCGUACGGAUAGGCAUCGGGAACAGUAGUAGCAAACCAGUUUACAGGGUAACGAGAUGUUUUUAUUCAGGCUGCUUCGUACGGAUAGGCAUCGGGAACAGUAGUAGCAAACCAGUUUACAGGGUAACGAGAUGCAUUUAUUCAGGCUGCUUCGUACGGAUAGGCAUCGGGAACAGUAGUAGCAAACCAGUUUACAGGGUAACGAGAUGUAUUUAUUCAGGCUGCUUCGUACGGAUAGGCAUCGGGAACAGUAGUAGCAAACCAGUUUACAGGGUAACGAGAUGUAUUUAUUCAGGCUGCUUCGUACGGAUAGGCAUCGGGAACAGUAGUAGCAAACCAGUUUACAGGGUAACGAGAUGUAUUUAUUCAGGCUGCUUCGUACGGAUAGGCAUCGGGAACAGUAGUAGCAAACCAGUUUACAGGGUAACGAGAUGUAUUUAUUCAGGCUGCUUCGUACGGAUAGGCAUCGGGAACAGUAGUAGCAAACCAGUUUACAGGGUAACGAGAUGUAUUUAUUCAGGCUGCUUCGUACGGAUAGGCAUCGGGAACAGUAGUAGCAAACCAGUUUACAGGGUAACGAGAU